GGUAAAGUGUAUUAAUUUAUAAAUUUACAUAGGUUUUAUAUCAUUUAAGCUGACAGUGCAUUUGUUCUGUUCCCGCGUAAUCUUUGAAAUCAAGAUGUUUUGAUGGCAUGGCAAACUAUGAAAUUGUUGUAUUUGAACUUCUUCUUGGAUUAUUGUACGGCUUUAGCUUUAAACUUGACAUUUCACCUUGCAGAUACAGAGGAGACUAUAAACCCAGUUCUUUUUAUGGUGUUGGAAAGCUAAUGUUCACUGAAAAUUCGAACAUAUAUUUUUCUAUUGGGAACAUCAUAUAUAUGAACAGUCUGUGUGAGGCAAAACAAUCUUAUGAAAUUCUGGAAUGGAAAACUCCAUAUCCAACAUUCACAAUCACAUCAGCUUUCAAAAUUCCGUCGUUAUCGCUUUCAUCUCAAACAUCGGAGAACUGCAUCAACAAUCAGACAGAUAUAUAUUUUAUUUGUGGAAUUAACCAAAUUCGACGAUAUAACCCGUUACAACCAAAUAUACUUUACUUUGAAGAAUUAGGUAUCAUAUGCAGUUUCUGGAAGCGGCAGAAGCUAAAUAAAUGGAUUCUAUUGGAUUUUCUACCAUUCAAUAAACAGACUAUACAUCCUGGUUUAAUUGCUGCUUCUCAUUUAGCAUCGUUUACAAACUACUUGUAUUCAACUGAUGUUAAAACAGGUUAUAGUUUAGUCGUUGCGAACGCUCAACACCAAUCUGGAUCUCAGUUAAUUGGACCAAGAAUUUAUGGAUUUGGUCCUAAACCCCAGUGUCAAACUGCCUUUGAUAUGAAUGAAUACUUAAAUCAAUAUCAACAACAAACAGACCAUCCAAAUUCUCCUAACACUAAACAAACGCGAAUUAAUGAAAGCAAUAAUUUUACUGGUGGUUGGCGGUCAAAUUCAAAUUCAAAAUUAUGGUUCGGUGAAAAUGUUCAAUUUCUUUCAGUUAACCAUAUUAACGCCAAACAUUUCUAUAUAAUAUUCACUGAACAAGAUAUAAGUCCACCUUAUACUGCUUAUGAAGGCUCACUUUCUAAAUUAUCUAACACUAUUACACGAAUUGGUCGCGUUUGUCAACAUGAUCAAGGCUUAAGCAUAUCAGCCUCUGUUCUUCCUAAUGCAGGUGGUGUGUUUACAACAUUUCGAAAGACUAGACUUGCUUGUCGUGCAUAUUCACCUUUGAAUAAUUAUAAAAAGUAUGAACAUCGAUAUGAAAACAAAAAGUAUGCACGAGAUACUAAAGAGGAACAAUUUAAUGAAUAUGAAACUAUGGGUGAAAAAAAUUACUUGGAGUUCAAUCGAGCUAUUGCUGUUAGUGAAAUUGUUCCGACAAUUAACAAAACAGAUCAUGUCUUUUAUGCUUUAAUGACUACAGUGGAUUCACUUUCACGUAUAUAUGCUCUGUGUGCAUUCAACUUGAAUGCUGUUGAUCAAAGUUUAAAUAUUGAUCAUUUAAUACGAUUGAAACAAUCAACUAAUACGCCUAGUGGUUUAUCACGUAUGGUAUGGAGAGAUGAAAAUGGCACAUAUUCAAAUAUGCUUACAUCAAAAUGGACAGUUGAUGUUGUACCACCAUCAAAAAUGACAGAUGAAAUAAUGAAAUCUUCUAAAACAUGUCCAUCACAACCAUUAUCUGAUUACUAUUCUCAAUUUGCAACACUACAUCCAUUAGUUGGUACAACUGUAUGGGCUUUAAAUUCUAUAGACGUGUCAGAGAAUCAAACAACUGAUCAACUUGAUCAUAGUUAUUUCAAACAAAAACCUGGACAAGCAUUGCAAAUUUUCACCCUGAAUAAUAUAGAUGAAAAUGUAUCUAAUGAAUCUCCAAUACAUUUUACAGUACAAUGGGAUAAUUACUUACAUAAAGAUGACGGUAAUAGCGAUAUUAUUUAUGUGGCUACAAAUAAAAGAAAAAUCUUCACAAUAAAAACUGGUAUCAGUUUACAGAAACAAAUUGUACACAGUGAAAGUAUCACCUCUGAAACAUACAUGGAUAAAUUUACCAUAAAGAAUUAUUUUAUCAAAAAGAGAACAAAUCAAAAUUUUCAAACUAUGGAUCAAUUUCAAAUUGUUGACAGUGAUUAUUCAAUUAUAUCAAUUCAUAAAUGUAAUACAAGCGAUAGAUUAUCUGUGAACAUGCAACCAGUUGGUCAUACGAAAACGUCACGACAGACAAAUAGCCUUGAUUUUAACCAGAAGACAUUUCCACAAAAUAAAAUAAUCAUCAGUUUUCAUCCUAAAUCAGUCAUUUGUGAGGCUUACUAUUCAUGCAGAAAUUGUCAAGUAUCUAAUAAUCCUAUAUGUGAUUUCAACACAACAUCGCGCACAUGCCUGCUACAUAAUCCUUCAUACGCCUACCUGAAUAUGAUGAACUCUAGUCUGUAUCACUUUUGUAAAAAUGAAUUCUUCACUAGUCAAUCAAAACAAGAUUCAUUCCGUGAUGUAACGUAUGAAUCCCACAGUAGUGGAAAUAUUUCUUCAAAAAGACAAAUUAAAAAAUUCAAAUUCUACAAUAAUGAAUUAGGACUAAUCCAAGUUGAUCAUCAGUCGACCUUACCGAUGAUAAAUACAAAAGUGAGCAGUAAUCAAAGUAAUGACAGUGAAAAGGAUGACAAUAAUAGUCAUUUUGAUAGUAAUAAUGAUAAUAAUAACAACAAUAAUAAGCUAUUGCAUAAUUAUGUAUUCGUCAUUAUUCUUGUAUUAUCAGUUUUUAUAAUAUUCAUACCACUCAGCUUAAUAUGCGGUUAUUUAAUGGGUAAAAAAGACUAUAUGAAACAAUAUAAUUUGUAUAAUAAAGUUAAAGAUAUGCUUGAUUUACUGUACAGUCAUCCGCCGCCUCCUCCUCCACAUCCACACCACAACCAGCAUAAUCUCUAUCCUUAUCCUAUAUAUUAUCACGAAGCAUCACAAUAUAACUGUGAUGAACAUCACCAAAGUCACCAUUGUCAGCAUCAUCGUCAUUCAAAUAGCAGUAACAAUCAAGAGUGUUAUCAAAAUCAUGGAAAUUGCCUCACUACUUCCGAUGUAAAUAUGAUAUAUUUGUGUGAACAAGGCAGUACUAAUAAAAAUGACAAUGCUAAUGAUUUAGUCAAUGAUCAAAUGAGACAGAGUUAUGCAACCCAAUGCUGUUUCUUUUAUGGCUGUCAUCCUCCUAGUGAAAUGUUGAAUAAAAAAACUGCAGUGUAUGACUAUGCAGUAACAGGUAGACAACAGGCGGCAUUAAAAGCAGCCACUUUGAAACACAUACCAACUUUUGAUCCUAUUGGAAAUAUACAUGUCAUCAGCGACUGUAUGCAUACUAAAGAUAUAAAGUUGAAUGAAAUAACUAAAGUUAAUAGAAAUAAAGAAUAUGUACAAAGAAACAAUACAUUUCCAACUCCGACGAAAAUCUCUUCGCCGCCGGUUUCAUCAUCAUCUGGAACAACAUCAUAUACAUUCUCUUCCUGUUAUACUAAUACCGCUACUUCAUCCUAUCACGACGUUACACCAUUUGAUUAUUUCAUAUCAUCAUCAUCACCAACAACAACUUUACCGUCUACAUCUUUUAAACACAUUCAACCGACUGUGAUACUGACAGAGACUAAUAAUAAUAAUAAUAAUACACUUCUCAGUAAUUAUUGUCAUCAAAAUUGUUACAACACUAAUGAUAUGGCUAAGAGAACAACAGUAAAUUCAAAACCGUUAAAAACAACAACAACCACAACAACAUUGUUUGGUCAUGGUGGUUUAAAGAAACCAAGAACUAACUAGUCAUCAUCAGAGUGGAAUAUUAUAAAAUGUCAUUUUAAUAUUUUCCUCUUUUUAGU
This is a messenger RNA of Trichobilharzia szidati, 3805 nucleotides long. NCBI's taxonomy places the organism in Eukaryota, Metazoa, Platyhelminthes, Trematoda, Strigeidida, Schistosomatidae. The record is from the annotation of a GenBank genome assembly.